This is a messenger RNA of Asparagus officinalis (garden asparagus), 1679 nucleotides long. RefSeq lists its product as uncharacterized. The coding region runs from base 816 to 1679 and encodes 287 amino acids. The transcript is spliced from 4 exons. NCBI's taxonomy places the organism in Eukaryota, Viridiplantae, Streptophyta, Magnoliopsida, Asparagales, Asparagaceae. The record is from RefSeq and is a predicted model, not a curated record.
CAUGUUCAACUUCUGCAGGGAGUCGAGAGGAAGGAGAAUUGCCAGCUGAUGCUGCUUCUCCCGGAGGUAUGGAAAUUGAGGAAACAAGCUUCGUCCAACAAAUGCAUGAUGCUCUGAAGGAAGGAUCGGCUGAUGUUCCACCCACUCCUGACGUUGAUCCAUCAGCUGCGGACACAGGUACUGAUCUUUCUCCUCUCGGAAGAGAAAUCCGAGAAAUGAAUGAGUCGGACCGUGUGCCUCCUCUAAUGACCUGUGCGCUUUCUCUCCUUUUAGUCAAAUUAAAAGAAGCAGGUACCAGUAGUGGAGCUCUCGAAUCAGCCCCGACCAAUGAAGGUAAAAUCGAUCUUUGUCUUGGGCAGAUUCGUCUAAAUUUACAUGUUAUUUAUGGUUCCUCAUGUUCUUUAGACAUCCCGAUGCACGAGCCUAUUGAAGGAGAAGCUACCCAUGCCACCAAAGUCGAUGAUUUUAAUAAUUUCGACUUUAAUAUCUCAGAGGACGACCAUCAACAAAUCCUUGAUUCUCUGUUAGAGAAAGCCUCUGAUGCAACUAUCGGCUCAGAUGUUGGAAUUGGUUCAACGGAAGCCGGUCCUUCUGAGAGUAAGACUUUGGUUCUGUGAACUCCACAUAUAUAUAUACGUAUAUAUUUUGACUUGAUUAAUCAUAUAAGUGUCUGAAUUAUAGGACCAACUGCUGGAGCUGAUACUACUAUAAUUACUGGAACGUCUGAUCGGCCAGAGGGUAGCGAACUCGUGCCAUGGGCAGGAACUGAGGUUGAUUUGCAAUCAUCAGUUCUUGAGCCUCAACCUUCUACUCCUAUGGACCCUAUGAUGAUAGAAGUCACUGUCACUCCCCAGAUUAGUCCGGUCGCAACAAAAGCGAGACCAACUGAAGGCGUUGGUACGUCGGCUGAUGUUAUGCCUAUUGCUGAAUCAACUCUUAAAGAGCCUCUUAGCUUGGACCCGCCGUCUUCUGAAGCUUUAAUUGAAAAAGCCUCUGAUGUAGCGGGUGCAUCAACAGCUACCAUUCCUGAAUCAACCUUGGUUGUUCCGGAAAUCAGGUUACCAUCCUCGGGUGAACUAAGUCAUGCUGAAGGUUCUUCCAUCGAACUUGUUCCUUCAUCAUCAUUAUCAGAUCGCAUCCGAGCUUUGUUAGCAGACGAGGAUCCGGAUAAAGCCGGCAUUUGCUCUGAUCUCGACGGCUUCAUCUCCUUUUUGAAUUCUAUGGUUGAUCGUAUUCUCUCCAAAGGAUCGCGAUUUGAGAGUUUUAAGAAACCUCUUGAGGAAGCAUGGAGCGGUCCUGAAGUGAUUUUUAUGGAUAAAGCACAUCCAUUGAGUACCCCAAUGGUUGUCUGGUCACUUGAUGUGAAUAAAGACCAUUUCCGACCUCUAGAGGAUAACGAAGAACUUCUCGGUCCAGAAGUACCAUAUCCUAGUGCAAUUGGUGCACUAAUAUAUCUUGCUAGUGAUAUACGGCUAGAUAUAGCAUUCUCUAUAAAUUUGUUAGCAAGGUAUAGUUCUUAUCCAACUCCAAGACAUUGGAACGGAGUUAAGCACAUAUUUCGAUAUCUUCGAGGAACAAUUGAAAUGGGAUUGUUUUAUUCAAAAGGAUCUGGAGCACAACUAAUUGGUUAUGCAAAUGCAUGGUAUUUAUCCAAUCCACAUAAAGCUCGAUCCCAAUAG